GCAGAAACGGUGCCGUUUCCAUCUCCUCAGAUGAGAUUCCUCAUCCUCAAUCCACUCUCCAUUGAAGCUCAUACACAGUCAUUACAGUACACUCCUCCCAAGCCGUGUCCGACCCACAUCUUUUUACCCCACACCCGAGUCGUGUCGACACGGACACCGUGUCAGAACCCAGCAACACAUACAUAGGACAUAGGUACCAAUCUCUCUCUCUCUUGGUUGGAUUGUGUAAUUUAGUUUCUUUGAUCGAAGAAGAAGAAGACAUGUGGACUAAUGAUUGUUGUUGUUGUUGUUGUUGUAGUAGUAGUAGUUUGUAGAGAGAGCAUAUCUUCAUAUAUCAUAUAUCAUAUAUCAUAUAUGGCAUGUCGAAUAGGAGGACCAACAAUACUACUACAACAACCAUAUUUGUCACCAACACAGACUGAAUGCUCUGAAAGACCACCGAGUUUUAGUGGCAAAGUUUCGAAGAUUUCCUUAAAUUUUCAGACAAGAGGACAUGGAUGGAAAAUAGCUUUUGCAUUAGACACAGGUGGGAUUCCUGAUAAUGGCGGGCAAGAAAGCCUCAAUGGCAAUGGCCCCGAUCUUGGCCGUACUAGGUUGGGCAGAAUAGUGAGUGCAGGUGGUAGACAGCUAUUGGACAAGCUGAACUCGGCUAGAAAGAAUUUCCCCAUGAAGAUUUUUCUGCUUCUUUUGGGUUUCUACACAGCAAACGCGCUGGCAACAAUCCUUGGCCAAACUGGGGAUUGGGAUGUACUGGUUGCAGGUGUAGUUGUUGCUGCCAUUGAGGGGAUUGGUAUGCUUAUGUACAAAAAGCCUCUAUCUACUGGGAGAUUGCGGUCUUUCAUUGUGAUGAUGAAUUACUGGAAAGCUGGAGUUUGCUUGGGUCUAUUUGUGGAUGCUUUUAAAUUGGGUAGCUGAAGAUGCUUUCCCCCACCCUCCCCCCAAGUUUUGAGUACUUAUAAAACUUAAAAAAUCUUGUCUUUUUCUAAGGUCUUAUAAGACGGAGAGUUUGGUUCAUUUAUUUGCUGUUGUAACCAUGAGUCCCAUUCUUAGGUUGCUUGCAUUAGGUGUACUUGUAUCACAACCCUUCUCAAAUGUAAUUUUUCAGUUUUCACAUAUAUAUCUCUAUGUACAUUUAUGAUCCUUUUUUUCCCUCUCUAUUUUACAUGGAAUUUUUAA
Molecule: messenger RNA, 1176 nt
Organism: Quercus lobata
Lineage: Eukaryota; Viridiplantae; Streptophyta; Magnoliopsida; Fagales; Fagaceae
Product: ycf20-like protein
Exons: 2
Coding region: 271-915 (214 amino acids)
Source: RefSeq, a predicted model, not a curated record